Messenger RNA from Stylonychia lemnae, 2214 nucleotides. The record is from the annotation of a GenBank genome assembly. Lineage: Eukaryota; Ciliophora; Spirotrichea; Sporadotrichida; Oxytrichidae.
AUGUAAGGUCCGCAAAAUAUUAGAUAGCCGAUGCAGCAAAUUAUUCCCGGUUAUAUGCCACCAAUUCCAUAAAUGCAUAUGCAAAACAUGUAAGCUAUGCAAGCCCAGUAGUACAGGCAAAUACAACAGUAUCACCAACAAAAUCAAAUGAUCUUUAAUAUGCAGCAACAGUAAUAAAUGCAAAAGCAAAAGGAGCAAGCUCAUCAAACUUUAUCAAAAAAGUUUGGUUACAAGGCUAGUCUUACAGCUCAAUGUGACAAACAUCCAAACUAAAUUAUCAUAUUUGAAGAUGACGACUCUAAGUAUUGUGAAAAAUGCUAUAUUGAGUUAGAUUUAAAAGCCAAGACUGAUUAGUAAACCUCUUAAAGUGAUCAAAACUUAUUAAAUCAACAAAACUUAGAGUAGCAUCAAUUAGGUAGCUAAUAACACCAACAGAAUUCCCGAUAGAUAUAAGAUGGUUAACCAAUUAACAAGCAACAAUAAGUCUUAGUGCUUUAAUCUAAACUCUCAAACCUACUAUAAUCACUUUCAGAUAAAAUUCGAGAAAAGGCUAAUCAUCUAAUUUUAAGUCAUGAAUAAUUAAUCAUCUAUGAGAAGACUCUGGCUGAAAAAUAUGAUCCAGUUUUCGGAAAGAUGAAGGAAAUCACUCAAGAAAAGUAACUUGAUUAUAUGACUUUCUUGCUAAAGUAAUUGAAUCAAAACAGAGAUAGAGUUUAACUUGAAAAGAUCACACUAGAAAAACUAAUGAAAUCAUUCUAUGAUGUUGGCGACAAACUUGGUAAUGUACUUGAGUCAGAAAUGAAAGUAAUUGAAGUUAAAGAUAAAGAAUCACAAAAGAUUGUCUAAAAAGAGCAAGAAUAGCAGAAACCAAACUAUGUUGAAGAAGAGGAUAAAGAUGAGGACAUUUAAGAGAGUCAUGCUAAGGUAGAUAGCUAUAAAAUAGAGGGUGUUAGCACUAUGAUUGAAGACUUUGAUAACAUUAUAGCCAAGAAUUAUUGUGUAUAUACCAACUAUGAAGACUUCUCAUUUGCUCAGACAAGAAAUAAGGAAUAAUUAGAGGAGAAUUUCAAAAUUUUUGUGCAAAAAAAUUUCUCAGGAGAUUUCCAGAUAUAAAAUUGGUUCGAUCAAGAAGUGCUUCCAAGACUUCAUUUCCUCUAAUAAAAAACUAAAUUCAUCAACACCUACAAAAUCUUGCACUUUAACUCUGAAUGUUAACUCAUUGCAAACACAUUUGUCUUCCCAGAAAAAGGUAGACAUAUUGUGACACCAGAGGGACAACUCUAUUAUUUCGGAGGCUAUUUCCAAAACAUGAGACUUUUUUCUUAAAAUAAUUUCAUUCUUGAUGAACAUAGAUAAAUUUUAGUUCCUCUAACUAGCAUGAGUUAAGGUAGAGCAGACCAUGCAUUAUUGAAUUUUAAAGGACAAAUCUAUUGUUUUGGAGGUAUGGCUUAUACUGAUCCAAACUAAAAAACAACUGUUCAAAGUAUUAAUUCAUGCGAAGUAUACAAUAUCAAAGAAGAUAAAUGGCAAGUCCUUCCCCCUUUUAAACAUUCAAGAUAAGCAUUUGGAGUUUGCCCAUUCAACGAUAAAUACAUAUUCAUUUUUGGAGGCAAAAUUUUGAGACCAGGUUAAAGUAUGGCAAACAACUUAGCCUAUGAUUUUGUGAGUGAAGUAGAAUGCUAUGAUAUUGACAGAAGCAACUGGAGAGUAAUCAAUUACAUUUCAGAGAGCAAUAAAUUGAGAAUAUUGCAUCCAGGUACUGUCUAAAUAAGUGGAAAGAAAAUUAUGAUUUUUGGAGGUAUCAUUCCACCUAUUGAACAUGAAGAAGAAAAUUAAGCUCUUGAAAAUGGAUAAAGAGUAACAGUUAGCAACUAAAACAUUCAAUUCAAUGUAACUAAUGGUGAACUUAAGAGAGGUAAUGAUCUUAUCAAGCCAUUUUACUGCGUGAAUGGAGGCUCAGUUUGUGCUCAACAAGGAAAGAUAUAUGCAUUAGGCUUUGGAAUAAGCAAAGAAUCAUCAGGAUUUUCUUUCCUAUCAGCUGAUUCGCAAUAGUAACAGCAACCUCAUACUAUCAGUGAACUGAACCCUAACAUGGAUAAGAAGGUUUUGCAGUGCUACAAAGCUGAGGAAGAUGAAUGGACUGAAAUCCAAGAGGGUCUAUUUACAGGUCAAAGAAAGAGAUCCCUCGAAGAUAAUCUUGAGGAAAUGUUCUGA